Messenger RNA from Xiphophorus hellerii (green swordtail), 1930 nucleotides. RefSeq names its product dual specificity phosphatase 14 (gene dusp14). Gene Ontology annotation, molecular function: MAP kinase tyrosine/serine/threonine phosphatase activity. Bases 523 to 1161 code for a protein of 212 amino acids. Gene Ontology annotation, cellular component: cytoplasm. Gene Ontology annotation, biological process: protein dephosphorylation. The transcript is spliced from 3 exons. Lineage: Eukaryota; Metazoa; Chordata; Actinopteri; Cyprinodontiformes; Poeciliidae. The record is from RefSeq and is a predicted model, not a curated record.
UUUUGCUCCGCCCCCUGGGGGGUUGGCACUGAUCACCCGUCAUACCGGAGGCAGCGCUGCUCCGUACUCUGUCUCCCUCAGACAGCGGACGGGACCUGGCGGAUGUACCGAUGGCUCCCCUUUCCGCUGACGUUCCCGUGAUGUUGGCGUGUGUUUCGGCUUGUUGUCGCCACCUCGCCGGCGGUGAGUCCGGUCAGACCGACUGACGGUGGAUGUGAGACACCGGCGAUGCGCUCCGGCUCGGCUUCUGGCUUGAGGGGUUGAAGGCGCUUUAAAAACACCUCUAUCAGUAGAGAGCCGACUGGCUGAUGCAUCGGCGGUCAGUCGGAGGCGCAGACUCUCUAAUUCUGAAUUGAACAAGAUAAAGCUGUACUCUGCGGCGCUGCAUGACCCCUGGAACAGAAAAGGCCAACGAAUGAAGAGCUGUCUGGUGGGUCCCUCACUGCUAUGAUCCUGAGAACCUGAAGUUUUUGCCUUCUUGAGAGCUUUUCCAUCCCGUCCUGAAUCUCGCCCGGUUCCUCGAUGGGUUCCCGCAGCCAGAGCUUCUUCCACAACCACCAUCACCACCACCACCAUCGCAGCUCCAUGGUGCCCGCCACCGUGCCAAGGCUGCUGCCGGAGAGCGGGAGUCUGCUGGGGGGCAUCGCCCAAAUCACCCCAAACCUCUUCCUCAGUAGAGGCAACGUGGCGUCCAACCGCAGCCUGUUGCUGUCUAAGGGCAUCACCUGCGUGGUCAACGCCACCAUCGAGUUGCCCAACUUCAACUGGCCGCAUAUGGAGUACGUGAAGGUCCCCCUGGCAGACAUGCCCCACUCCCCCAUCUCCUUGUACUUCGACAGCGUGGCCGACAAGAUCCACAGCGUGGGGCGCAAACGAGGGGCGGUGCUGGUGCACUGUGCAGCCGGGGUGAGCCGCUCGGCCUCGCUGUGCCUGGCGUACCUCAUGAAGUACCACCGCGUGUCUUUGGCCGAGGCCCACGCUUGGGUCAAGGCCCGCCGUCCCAUCAUCAGGCCCAACGGCGGCUUCUGGCGCCAGCUGAUUGAAUACGAGAGGAAGCUGUUCGGCAGGAACUCUGUUAAGAUGGUGCAGACACCCUACGGGAUCAUACCCGAUGUUUACGAGAGGGACCGUAGGACCCUCGCUCCUUACUGGGGCCUGUGAGCGUCUGCGCUGGCUAUCCAUCCACAGUGAGGGAUAAAGGUGGAAAGCGAACCUCUUUUUUUUGUCCUACCUGAGCUGCAGGGGUAGGCCUGUUCUCGUCAGGUGAAGUGAGAUGUGUGAGUGUAGAUGUUUCUGAAGCAUAUUUACUGAAAAAGAACAGAGGAAAUUUGAUGGUGCUGCAGUCUAGUCUUUGAGUUGGGAGCAAAGCGACUGAAAGCCCAGAAUCCGUUGUACCAGAUGAUCGUCGGGUAACAUGGAUGUUCUGGACUGAACGCCCAGAGCUCAGAGUGGUCAGAUGGUACUGUGGUGUGUUUCCCGGUGUGUUUUCCCACUUCCAGAGGAGACGAGCACUCUGAGGGCGGGGGGUGCUCGAGCCUCUGCAGUGCCGACAGUGAUGUCCCUUUCCUGACGUGGUGUCAUGUGGUGAUAUUGUGUCAGUUUCCCAGUAAUAUUUAAUGUGAAGGGCAGCAGCAUGCUCUGAAUUCAUGGUAGCAUUAAAGAAAAGUGUUCAGAAAAAUAACACAAUGUAUCGCAAUGUGCUGAUAGUGGGGAGGGCAGGGAGGCUUACGGAGCACUUUACUCAAACAUUCAAAGAUGUUACAUCUAGCUUUUUACAAAGGAGAAAUUUGAAAACACGUAAGCUAGAAAUGAAGGUUUAGUGAAAGCUCCUGUGUAACACAGGGUUGACUGUUCCGUCCUGUGACCACACUAUGUUAUUGUAGUGCUACUUGAUGCUCUAAUAAAAAUAAUAUCUGCUGCUUUACAUGGA